Molecule: messenger RNA, 1704 nt
Organism: Agelaius phoeniceus (red-winged blackbird)
Lineage: Eukaryota; Metazoa; Chordata; Aves; Passeriformes; Icteridae
Source: RefSeq, a predicted model, not a curated record
AUGAACAACCAAGAGGCUGGUGCUCUCUGUUGCUGGAGAUGUAGAAAAUAUAUAGCAAAUUCUGUUUUUCUUGCAAAAUGUAGUGGGAAAAAAACACCCAAAAUAUCACAACCUUCAGCUGCUGCUCAGAAUUCUUGCAAUGUAUGGCAUGUGAGCUUAGAAGCCAUUCCAGAGUGGGUGAAAUGUGUGAUUGAAAAGGCUCAGUGGACAAUUGGAAAACUGCACUGUCCAUUCUGUGAGGCCUGCUUAGGGGGCUUUAAUUUUGUUUGCAACAAAGAAUGUUCCUGUGGACGGUUAGUAAAUAUACAUUUCUUCAAAAUUGGGACUGAGGAUCUGCCACCUUUCUCUGUUAAAUUGUCAAAAUCAUCAGAGAAACAUUUGCUUCUCAAAAUUCAGUCUGGUUUUAACAAGGAUACUUGCCAUGAAGUGGUAACUGCAACUUUGGAAAUCAUAAAUCAAGGGCUUUCAUACACAGCUGGAAGUAAUAAUGGUGCUGGAAGAUUAACAGAAGCACUUUGUCUAGAAGUAAGAGCUCCCAGAUAUGAGGUAGAAAGUAAAAAACUUCCCUUAAAGACAUUAAAUCAAAAAAGAAAUCUCCCUUCUUCCUAUCCUAUAAAAGAUGCAUGCACUGUAAAACCUUUUCACAGAUCAUGUAGCUUGGACUUAAAUAUUAGAGAAAGACUUGUUUUGUCACCUGUGUUAUAUGAAACUUGCGGCAUGGGACAACUUUACCACAGCCAAAGUGAAAAUUCACCUGCUUUUGUACAAGGGAGCUUGCAAUUAGAGGCCAGUAGAAAAGAUGGUAGUUCUUUUCAGGAUCUGUAUAGUUCCAGGGCUGAGAUACUACAAAACCAAUUUCAAGUUACUUCUGUUACCACAUUACUACACAGAGACACUGAAAGUGAGUGUGAUUUUGAAGUUACUGGACAAUCUUCUGGUAGUGUCAUUGCUGAUGGGUCACCAUUUGUGAUGAAUCUUUCCUCGCCUACAAGGGCUGUAGAAGACAAACAAUACAUCACACCUGGUGGUCUUGUGCAGCCUACGAGUACCUCCUUCAACCAAAAGCUGAGUAAGAGAGAAAGAAACAAGUCAAAAAGCCUGAGGAGAAAACAAAGAAGGCGAGAACAAUGUCUACAGAAGCAGCCUGCAAAUGAUAACCUGCAUACAGAUGAUGAGCAUGAACUCAGAGGAGAUAAAGAAAGCUAUCUCUGUGCUGUGUGUCUGGAUGUUUAUUUCAACCCUUACAUGUGCUAUCCCUGCCACCAUAUCUUUUGUGAACCUUGCUUAAGGAUGCUUGCCAAAGACAAUCCAGCCAGCACUCCAUGUCCACUGUGUCGCACUACAAUUGCCAGAGUCUUUUUCCAAACAGAUCUGAAUAACUCUACCAGAUCUUUUUUCCCUAUGGAAUAUUUGAAUCUAAAGGAAAAUUUUCAAAAAUCCAAUUCUGCUAAAUGGCCUCUACCAAGCUGCAAGAAAGCAUUCAGAGUUUUUGAAGCAGGUUUUCGAAGGCGCUCAAAUACUGUGACCAGGAGGCAUUUCCCACAUGCUGCUCACAGGAUGGACUUCAUGGACUUCGAGGAUGAUAGCCGUGGAUGGCGGUUUGAUAUGGACUUGGUGUUUCCAGGCAUCUUUUGUCAGAAAUCAUCCGGGGGCAUGGUCUGGUUCUUAACAUAUUCUGAUAAUUCUCAGUACUGGUGCUGUUAG